Gossypium raimondii (Peruvian cotton) is the source of this 499-nucleotide messenger RNA. RefSeq names its product outer envelope membrane protein 7. The record is from RefSeq and is a predicted model, not a curated record. Lineage: Eukaryota; Viridiplantae; Streptophyta; Magnoliopsida; Malvales; Malvaceae. The coding region runs from base 77 to 310 and encodes 77 amino acids. The transcript has a single exon.
UGUAGGAAGGAUUUCUAUCAAAGCGAUUCGCUGAAAAUUCAUUCCCAGAGAGAAAGAAUUAAGAGGGAAGGAGCUGAUGGCAGCAAUAACAAGCGCGGUGAUAGCCAUAGCGGGAGUGAUAUUGGGAUGGAUAGCAAUCGAGAUCGCUUGCAAGCCUUGCCUGGAGAAAGGGCGUGAAGCCAUUGACCGAUCUCUUAACCCUGAUUACGACCCCGACGAUGAUCUCCAAGCCCCUCUCAACCCUAACCCAGAUCCCCAAUCUCACCCUGGUAUUUCUUCUUCCACUUCAUCCAAACCCCUACAAAUUUAAGGGUUGUUCUAGGCAAAUUUGUGUCGAUUUAUUUUCUACCUUAUUUGUCCAGGUGAUUUGGUAUUGUUAUGUUUGAACUUUGAAUGAAUGGUGUGGUUGAAUUGUUAUGGUACUACUAUGAUCACAUUCAAUUGUACCGUUGUUGGCCUGGUUUUGGUUUGUUUCAAGUGACAUAACUUGGUUUAUGCA